GCUACGGCUCGGUGACGCCGCUCUCCGCCGCCGGCAAAGCCUUCUGCGCCGCCUACGCCGCCAUGGGGGUCCCGGCCACCAUGUUCCUCCUGGCGGCCACCGCGCGUCACCUGGCCGUGCCGCUGGCCCGGCGACCCCGUGGCUACCUACAGGCGCGGUGGGGCUACAGCCGGCGCGGCGCCGCCCGCGCCCACCUCCUGGGCCUCCUGGCCGUCACCCUGGUGCUCCUGGUGCUCCUGCCGGCCACCGCCUUCUACCUGCUGGAGGCCACCUGGAGCUACCUGGACGCCGUCUAUUUCUGCGUCAUCUCGCUCUGCACCGUUGGUUUUGGUGACCUGGUGCCGGCCCGGCAGGCGCGGCAGCCGUUGAGGCAGCUCUACCAAGUGGCGGUGGCCGCGUACCUGCUGCUGGGGGUCACGGGCGUCCUGCUGCUGGCCCAGACCUUGCGCCACGUGGCCGAGCUCCACGGCGUCCCCGGCGCCGCGCCGGCACCGGACGGCGACGCCGACGGCGAGGAAGGGGCCGGCUUGUUGGAGGGGACGAGGGACGGGGCCAAAGAAGCCCGGGGGGGGCGCGACAGCGGGUAG
Molecule: messenger RNA, 587 nt
Organism: Pyrgilauda ruficollis (rufous-necked snowfinch)
Lineage: Eukaryota; Metazoa; Chordata; Aves; Passeriformes; Passeridae
Product: potassium channel subfamily K member 6-like
Exons: 2
Biological process (GO): potassium ion transmembrane transport; stabilization of membrane potential
Cellular component (GO): membrane
Molecular function (GO): potassium ion leak channel activity
Source: RefSeq, a predicted model, not a curated record